Vigna angularis (adzuki bean) is the source of this 4874-nucleotide messenger RNA. RefSeq names its product ABC transporter G family member STR. The record is from RefSeq and is a predicted model, not a curated record. The transcript is spliced from 5 exons. Gene Ontology annotation, molecular function: ABC-type transporter activity; ATP hydrolysis activity; ATP binding. NCBI's taxonomy places the organism in Eukaryota, Viridiplantae, Streptophyta, Magnoliopsida, Fabales, Fabaceae. Gene Ontology annotation, cellular component: membrane. The coding region runs from base 2158 to 4698 and encodes 846 amino acids.
GAUAAUUAAAACACUUCCUUUCCGCUUCUUGUAUGGACAGAGAUGAAAAUAACUAUUAACAUUGAUUUGCUACUCAAGAAAUUGCUGCAAGAUCAGCUACAUAUUUGAUAGCUAAUAACCACUUACACCUUAGGUCCUACUCAUGAUUACACAUCUUUUGUCAUUAAACUUGAACUUUGCUAGUGAAAUUUUGGCUCCAAAAUUUCAUCAGCUGACCGAUUAACAAGCUUCCUAUUGUACUCAUCGAUUGCAUAUAAUGGGUUUGUUGUGGAACAGAGUUCGGUUACCCAGCAUCGGCAUUCAUAUCACUAGCAUUAGAAUAACAAAAUCCGUAGGUUGAAGUGGAUCUGAGCUCCUUCUGCAUGAGGUCGUCAUCCGCUUGCAGGAUAUACUUAAAAUCUUUCCACAAAAAGACUAAUAUAUUUUGAAUUAUUCUAGAAAUAUGAAUAAUAAAUUUUAUUAUCAAGUGAUGUAGAAUAAUUAAAUAGAAACUUUAUUUCUCUAAUGCAUUCCGAAAUUUUGUAAUUUGAAAUGUGUUUUUUAGAGUGGUUUUGGAACAUAUAAUUUGAAGGGAGGAAGAAAAGUUAAAAAAGAAAGAAAAAGAGAGAUAAAAAGGUCAUCACAAUACAAUGGGAAGAAUGUAGGAAGAAAAGAUGGAGGUGUAAAAUCCAAUUGCUAAGAAAUGGUUAUUUGUUAUUGCAUGUUAUGGAAUAAGAGCUUUUUCUUUUUUUUAUCCACGUUUCCUUUUCUAAAUAUUUCUUAAAAAUCUCUCCUCACUCUGUAACCUCGCCACCACACCGCAUCCAUUCCUCUCACAUUCACCCUCACCAUUGCAUGUUCUGUACUUCCAUACGGUUCUUGCAUUCAGAUGCUCUCAUAUUUCUUUUUUUUUCUUUUUACAUCUCUCCUUUUUUCAUCAUUUUACUAACAAAAAAAUCCCUGAAACCCAUUUUGGUUUAAGGGUCUCCCAAAGAAACCCUUACUGAUCAAUUAUAUAUUCUGAAAUACAGAAUUAGCUGUACAUAAUGCAAGAAUUGAAAUCAAUUGGUGAUGGAGUUUCGAUUGAGAGCUCUUCUUGUCGCCCAAGAGUAUAAUAUAUGCAUGUAUAAGUUUAUUUCAAAUUAUGUUUUUCUUUAUUUAACAAAAUUAUUUAGUAUAUUUAAAACAAUACAAAUAUAUCACAGAAGCAUUAUAACUUAUACAUUAAGAACAACUUUGAUAUACAAAUUUGUUCAUAAAGCUUUUUUUAUCAGAAAACAAAAUGUGUUCUUAGUUCUGAAUAAUCAAACGCCAGUUUGUGAUGGAAUAUCCAAAUAUAAAGAGAAAGCGAAAGACAUAAAUUUUAUGCUGUUUGUUUUAAACCAUGCUUAGAACUAAGUUAGUAUAUUGAUACAUUUUGCGUCUUUUGAGUUGCGCAACACUGUUUCAUGGUGAGGCUGUGUAUUCAUUUGUCACAUUUAAAAUACAAUUUUAACGAAGUAGUCACACCUUAAAGCACAAUUUUUUUUAAAUGAAGUUUCGCUGUAAAGCACAUUCUUAGAAUUUAAGAAGACGUUUUCAAUUAAUCUUUUUUAUUCUAGUAGUGUUUUAAAGCACUACUUCACCUUUUGAAAAAAAUAAAUAAAUUUUACGAACAUUAUUUAAAACACAAAAGUAGUUUUAUGUUCUAAAACACAACUUUACAAAAUUUCAAAAAAAUUAUCUAUUUUAGUAACUUUUUUUCAAAAUUACCCCAUAAAUGUAAAAGACCCUUAUUUAUAUUACCCAAAAGAUAGCAGAUAAGGUGAUUGUAAAGAAAAAUGAACAGCUAUUUAUACCAGAAAAAAAAGUGAAAACUUUGUCUAGCAGCCAAACAAAGUACAAAAAAAAAAGGUUAAUUUAAAGCCAACAGUCCUAGUAAAAAGGACGUUCAAUACACCUGAGUGUUUAUUGUUGGCUGGCAACCGAAGAAAAUUCUGGGAAUCAUUAUUUUCUAGAGUUGUUUAGUUCACGAAUACAGUUAUUGAGAUAAUUUUUUUAAGGAAUGAGCCAUUGAAACUUGACCACAAACUCUAUAAUCCGACAUAACGAUAAACGAAAAUAGGUAGAAAGAGAAAAGUUAGAAGAAAAGGCACGCGAUAUUGGCGCGGCUCAAUCAGACCAGAGAAUCAAAGGUGAAUGAUUGAAGCUAAGCUCAACUUUAGCGCUUUAACACCAGCAAGCCCUCCCUUAAACACCAGCAGCAAAGAAGGGCAGAAGUGGUUGCUGAAGUUCACUGCAAUGGCGAGGCCAGAAAGGACGCGUAGAAAUAAAAGCCUAGAGACUCUAAUGGAUUCGGACAAACCAGGAAGAGGAAGAAAUGUGAACCAACAGGGACCCCAGAAGUCCACUCCUGGCUAUGGCCUUGAAUUCAGUAACCUCUCGUAUAGUAUCAUAAAAAAGCAGAAAAAGGAUGGAGUAUGGAUCAACAAAGAAACAUAUCUUCUCCAUGACAUCUCUGGCCAAGCAAUAAAAGGUGAAAUUAUGGCAGUCAUGGGGCCUAGUGGUGCUGGAAAAUCCACCUUUCUUGAUGCAUUGGCAGGGAGAAUUGCUAGAGGGAGUCUAGAAGGAUCAGUUAGAAUUGAUGGAAAACCAAUUACUACAAGCUACAUGAAAAUGGUGUCAUCAUAUGUGAUGCAAGAUGACCAGCUCUUCCCUAUGUUGACAGUUUUUGAAACAUUUAUGUUUGCAGCUGAAGUUAGGCUUCCUCCUUCCAUUUCCAGGGCAGAAAAGAAGAAGAGGGUGUAUGAACUACUUGACCAACUGGGCUUACAGAGUGCUACACAUACAUAUAUUGGUGACGAAGGAAGGAGAGGAGUGUCAGGAGGGGAACGACGAAGGGUAUCUAUUGGCAUAGAUAUCAUCCAUAAGCCAUCACUUCUGUUUCUUGACGAACCUACCUCAGGCCUUGACUCUACAAGUGCUUACAGUGUUGUAGAAAAGGUUAAAGACAUAGCUCGAGGAGGAAGCAUUGUCCUUAUGACCAUACACCAGCCUUCAUUUAGAAUUCAAAUGCUCCUGGAUCAGAUCACAGUCCUUGCAAGGGGAAGAUUGAUAUAUAUGGGCAAGCCAGAUGCACUACAAGAUCACAUGUCCAGAUUUGGAAGGCCUGUUCCUGAUGGAGAAAACAGUAUUGAGUAUCUUCUAGAUGUUAUAAGUGAAUAUGAUCAAGCAACGGUUGGGCUUGACCCCCUAAUCCAAUUCCAACGUGAUGGCCUGAAACCUGACCCCGCAGCCAUGACCCCUGUUCCAAAAACUCCAAGGACACCUUUCACAAGAAACAAUCCUUCAUCUAAGCACUUAAUUAGCCUACGUAGCCAAGGAUUUACUGCUGGAACACAACAACCUCAUUCUGCACAGUUUAGUUAUCGCGACGAGGAUGACGAUGAUGAGAAUUUCGAUAACUCCCUAGAAAGGAAUAGUGUCCCAACACCAAGGAAUAUGACCAGUGGUGUUCACCCACGUUUGGCUUCUCAGUUCUACAAAGAUUUCUCAGCCAAAGAUUUCUCUAUCUGGCUUUACAAUGGUGUCGUAGGAACGCCGCGGCGGCAACCAUCAUGGACUCCAGCAAGAACACCAGGAUGGACGCCUGGGAAAACACCCAUGUCAGGACCAAGAAGUGCAGUUUCCUACCAACAUUCUGCAGCUUAUCGGUAUCCUAAUCGCCCCAAAACUCCUGCAGUGGAUAGUCAGUCUAUGGACUAUUCGGAAACUUCAUAUGCCCCUUCUCUUGAAGGAUUUGAGAUUGAGGAAGUGGUUGAUGAGCCAGUUUUAGGAUCCAAGUACGCAAACCCAUGGUGGCGUGAGGUUGCAGUGCUCUCGUGGCGAACAGCACUAAAUGUAAUUCGCACCCCGGAACUCUUCCUCUCUCGUGAGAUUGUGUUAACUGUUAUGGCACUUAUCCUGUCCAGCAUUUUUGGAAAUCUGAGUCAUCAUUCUUUCAAAGACAUCAAUAGGCUCCUCAAUUUCUACAUCUUUGCAGUGUGCCUUGUUUUCUUUUCCUCCAAUGACGCAGUCCCAUCUUUCAUCAUGGAGAGGUUCAUCUUCAUCAGGGAGACUUCCCAUAACGCUUAUCGUGCUUCUUCAUAUGUUAUUUCUUCCCUCAUUGUUUACCUCCCAUUUUUCGCUGUUCAAGGACUUACAUUUGCUGCCAUAACCAGAGAAAUGCUCCGCUUGAAUAGCAGUCUCUUGUAUUUCUGGCUGACACUUUAUGCCUCGCUUAUCACUACUAAUGCAUAUGUGAUGCUUGUCAGUGCACUCGUGCCUAGUUACAUCACAGGGUAUGCAGUAGUCAUAGCCACAACAGCACUCUUCUUUUUGACCUGCGGUUUCUUCCUCAAGCAAACUCAGAUACCCAUUUAUUGGAGGUGGCUUCACUAUGUUUCUGCAAUCAAAUAUCCUUUUGAGGCAUUGCUAACAAAUGAAUUCAAGAACCUCGACUGCUACACAGGAAACAAAGCAGAAUUAUCCCCCGGACCUUUAGGAGACUUGAAGCCCAGCAAACAUCAUAACUCCAGUCUGCCAGAUAACUGCUUAUUAGGUGUAGACAUCUUGUCCUCAAUGGAUAUCAAAAUGCAAAACAUAUGGUAUGACAUUUUAAUCCUGCUAGGUUGGGGAGUUCUUUACAGGUUGUUCUUCUAUUUGGUUUUGAGAUUUUACUCCAAGAACGAGAGAAAAUGAACCAUUUACCGCCCCUUUUUAUUAGGAUAACAUGCUCAUAUAUGCUCCGACCUGCUAAAAGCUGAAGGUCACAGCGGUUACGUUAUUUCUUGUAUCAUUGCUAUCAUAUUCGUGAGAACUCAUUAUAUUCUGUUAAAGAAGCUUGCGAAUUUUCUGCAUCUGUUCCUAAGGUGCGA